AUGUCAUCGUUUUAUCGAACAUUAUCAUACAGUAAGUUACAUAUUUUUGUUGUACUUUUAAUGAUUUGUAAUCGAUUAACAAAUUCACAAAAUACAACAACUACGAUACUAAUUAAUUCAACUGAAAUGUCAAGUACUGCAAAUUCUGUCAUCACAUCUGUCGAGACUAAUUUAACAGUAACUUCGAGCGUAACUUCUGUAUCGAAUAAUCUAACGAACCCGUCGGAUAUAUCAACAACAACAACAAUAAUUACACCAGUUAAUACCUUUAUGACUUCAUCAAUAACAUCGCAAGUUGUUAAUACUACUUCUUUGCCAGAUGAACCAUCAGGACCGGGCUGGUGGUUAUUAGUUGCUCUACUUAUAACAAUAGUUUUCGUGAUUAUUGCAGGUGUUAUUUUCUAUCGUCGACAACAAUAUCCAAAUAGACGAAUUACCUCCUGUUCGCAAUGGUAUAGAAAUUGCAAUUUCAGAUUUCUUCAAAAUUGUCGAUCAUAUGAUGAUGAUACAGAUAAUAUUAUUUUACAACUUGAACAGUCCGAAGUAACCAAUGAUCAAUGGCCACCUCGAAUCUCUUUUACUUAA
Messenger RNA from Adineta steineri, 585 nucleotides. The record is from the annotation of a GenBank genome assembly. NCBI's taxonomy places the organism in Eukaryota, Metazoa, Rotifera, Eurotatoria, Adinetida, Adinetidae.